This is a messenger RNA of Jatropha curcas, 1787 nucleotides long. RefSeq lists its product as uncharacterized. NCBI's taxonomy places the organism in Eukaryota, Viridiplantae, Streptophyta, Magnoliopsida, Malpighiales, Euphorbiaceae. Gene Ontology annotation, molecular function: DNA binding; DNA-binding transcription factor activity. Gene Ontology annotation, biological process: regulation of DNA-templated transcription. The record is from RefSeq and is a predicted model, not a curated record.
UUGGCCAAGUCAAAGAAAAUUUUACAAGAAUUGAACCAUAUUCAAGAGAAUAUUUCCAUUUGGUACUCUCUCACUCCAAUUCAAGAGAGGCUUAACAUUUGGUUUAAGCAGAGGCCAAACUUGAAAAGCAACAAAAAGAUAUGAACAAGAUAAUGGAGACUCUUUCAGCUCUCUUCCUCGUUUGACAGGAUCUCCAUUUCUCUUCAUAUAAAUUCUCACCAUUCCAUCCCAACAACCAACACAAUCAAUAACCCUUAAAACACACAAAAGAAACUAAAAUAUGGGUAGGAAAAGAAAAGUUGGUCAAGAAAACUUGGAGGACAAAAAUAACAGUUGUUCUGAUCAAGGAACAAUGGCAUGGGAUGAGAUGGUGAAAGAAGCAGCAAUAGGAGGAGUAAGGAGAGCAAGAAAGCGAUUCGUCGGUGUCCGGCAAAGGCCAUCAGGAAGAUGGGUAGCUGAGAUUAAAGAUACCAUACAAAAAAUAAGAGUAUGGUUAGGUACUUUUGAUACUGCAGAAGAAGCUGCAAGAGCUUAUGAUGAAGCUGCUUGUUUACUUCGCGGAGCUAAUACAAGAACCAAUUUUUGGCCUUCUUCUCCUUCGUCUUCUGCAACGACUUCAGCUCUUCCUUCUAAGAUUACCAAUCUUCUUCUUCAAAGACUCAAAGCAAGAAAUAGUAACAACAACUCUGGUAAUUGCCCUUCUCCUCCUUUGUCCACCUCGACUAUGGUGGCAUCAUCUUUGGCUUCUGUCAUCAAUAAGAAGAAGCAAGAAAAGCAACAAUUACUUGAAGGACAAGUAGUGACAGAUUUUUCUGCAGAUCAUACCCAGUUCACUGAUUUUCUUAUUAAUGGCGAUCCUCCUCAAGAUUUUGAUCAUUAUAUCAGUAACAAUGAUCACAUGGUCGGUAGUUGUUCGAGUGUUGAGUUCGGUUCCUGUUUGACUGAUGAGAGAGAAGAAGAAGACAGAGCUCUUGAUUUUGACUGUAACUGGAUUACUGAUGAUCAUAUAACUCAAUCUUUUUGCAGUGGAGAUGUUAAUAAUACUAAUUUUCACGAAGAAGAUGGGGAAGUAGACAUGGGGGGUUUGGAUUUUCAGUUUAUUGAUAAUGUUGAUCAAUCAUCUUUGUACUGUUCUCCUUUUGAUAUUUUUGAAGAGAUGGAAGAACCAGUGGAACCAGAGACCUGCUACGGGGAUGAGCCUUCUAUGCUUAGAGCUGCAAUGAAGAGAAUGAAAUAUGAAAGGAAAUUCUCAGCUUCUCUUUAUGCUUUUAAUGGUAUUCCUGAGUGUUUAAGGUUAAAGCUUGGAUCAGGAGAGAGGUCUGUUAGUCAGUUAACUAAUCUGCGAAACGCGUGUAACAAGAAGAAAGAGGAGGAGAGGAAAGUAUUAGAAGAAGAAGAGGAAGAACAAGACAAUAUUAGUGAAGCUAUGGAAAAGAAACAAGAAGAGAAUCCACAAAGCUCAAUUGAAUUGGAAUCAUCAUCAUCAUCAUCAGCUUCUUCUUCUUCUUCUUCUUCUUCUUCUUCUUUGAGCAAUGAUGGUGAAUUGUCACUUUGGAGCUCUCUUGAUCUUCCACCAAUCUGCUAUGUUAACUAAUUCAAUCAUGAUUUUACAUUUUAUAAUUCUGAUUCAAAGUCUACAAAUUAUAGUUCAAUCAUUUUCAGUCAAUCAUGUUCUUGAUCAUAAGUUGAGAUUGUUAUCUUUCUUGUAAAACCACAAAGCAAUGAACUUUUGACUUCUUCGCAUGUUUGCUGUUAUUGUGGUUUUCUUUUUUUUUAAAAAAAAAAGA